Brassica napus (rape) is the source of this 2331-nucleotide messenger RNA. RefSeq lists its product as uncharacterized. The transcript is spliced from 2 exons. NCBI's taxonomy places the organism in Eukaryota, Viridiplantae, Streptophyta, Magnoliopsida, Brassicales, Brassicaceae. The coding region runs from base 1159 to 2178 and encodes 339 amino acids. The record is from RefSeq and is a predicted model, not a curated record.
UUAGAAUUCAAAGAGAGAUUAUUUGUUGUUCUAUUGAUUUCGUGAGUCUAGUUUAUUUGUGCAAAUCAAAUAAGCUCAGUACACAGAUUGAGAGAGUCAAUCACAUCGUCCCACCAUUCCAUCCGAUUGAGAGAUUCAAUCAAAACCUCCUCCGCAAAUCCACUUCAAUCCAUCUUUUGAUCAAGCUGAGAGUGAUACACAUCCAGCAGCUUGAUUCCGCCAUAUCUAUCAUUUUUCUUUGUUUAUUUAUCUUAGUUUAUUCUUCAUAGCAUUCGUAUCUCAUUCAUCUUUCAUUUGUUUCAGGUUUUACAAUCGAUUUCAGACCAUAUCGACCAACCGGUCUCAUCUUUGGUUGAUCCGAUUUGAACCUCCAACAACCAUUUGGGCGACCCAACUUCCAGCCUGCAACAUUUGGUAUCAGAGCUCAAGCUCCUGAAUCAGGUCCAUUCUAUCCUUGCAACAUUCAUAUUUGUUUGCAUUUGUUUUCAUUUAAAAAAAAAAAAAAAACAGUUUUUGCAUUGUUAUUGUUUUUCUUAAGAAAAGAAAACUAAAGAAGAAGAAGUUGUCUAGUUUGAUCCACGAAAUUCUUUUGAAAUACUUGUCUAGUUGUUUGCAUUCAUUCCCCAGCUCCACUUGCCAUAUUUAGAUUUUGUGCAUUCAUUUAAAAAAAAAAAAAAUCUGCAUUUCCAUAUUUGUUUCUUGCAUAAGAAAAUUCAAAAAAAAAUAUCCUUGUUAGUUUGUUUCCAUAAGUCUUUCCAUUUAUUGUUCAUAGCAUCCCAUACUGAUUUAUUUCGUGCUUGCAUCAAGAAAAAAAAAUUAAAAAAAAAAAAUUAUUUAGAGCAUAGUUCAUAUCAUUUGCAUAUUGUGGUUUAAUUGUUGCAUCUUAAGAAAAUUCAAAAAAAAAAAAAAAAUCAGGCUUAGUUUAAUUUUCAUAUUUUCUUUCCCUUUGUGUUUCUUAUCAUACCAUAUUGUUUAAUUUCGAGAUUGCAUUCAGAAAACCAAAAGAAAAAAAAUCAUUUUAGUAUAUUUACUUCAUUUCGGUUCAUAAUUGCAUAUUUUCUCGGUUUAGUUAAAUUGCAUUCUUGCACUUGUUUUAUUUUGGUUCGACCAAAACUUUCCAUACCUUCACUUGUUCUUUGAGAUUGUUUUCAGGAAGCAAUGGAGGAGGAGAGACACGGCCAAAACCUAAGGGCCACCUUGAGCCAACAGACCGCAGCUCUACAAAAGCUCCAAAUUAAGAUUGCUCAAUUGGAGAAAAGAAAUCAGGCACAAGGCCAACGACCACAGCAAGGAAAAACAAGAUUUGGAGAUGUACCAGGGGCUAUAUAUGUCGAUCCCAAGCCACCAGAUCCUUCAAAGAUCAAUCAAACUCCAACUUCUAAAACCCACAACAAUCAUGUUGUUAAUCCUCGGUUUGAUUAUAAUUCUUUUGCUGAUAAAAUUGAACUCUUUAAAUUUUCAGGAAAAAGAGGUUAUCUUAGAUGGGAAAGAAACCUUGAUGAGUGGUUUCACUACACCAACAUCCAGAAAAAGGAGAGGUUGUUUUAUGCCAUUGAUCAACUAAAAGAUGAUGCCUUUAAAUGGUGGGUACAAGAAGAAGAUGAUAGGUGGUUUUACAAGGAGCCAACUAUCAAAACAUGGAGAGCUCUUAAGGAAGUCAUGAGAUAUGAGUUUGCACCAGAUUUUACAAGUUCUGAAAUCCAGGAACUUUAUCCAAGGAGGUAUCCAACUCAUGGUUCCAAAGAGGCAAAGAGAAUGGUGCCACAACAAAGCCAUAGAAGCUUAAUCCACCAAGACCAGAUUCGGCCAAACAAGAGGUCCACGGUUUUAUAUGAUCAAUACCAGCCUUAUGAGGUCCCAAAGGCCAUGGAGAAGAAGAACUUUGUCAGCCAAGACACAUUGGCCAGACACAAAGAAAAAUCAGACAAACCGAUUUUUCAAGAAAAGGCCAAGGUAAGUCCUAUACUUGAUAAAUGUGUUUAUAAAUCAUCUCCCACUGGUAUGAGUCACUUGUCUUUGUCCAAGGAUGUUAAUACAGGUCCUGAGGUCCAGGAAGACACGAUCUCCACAUCCUUGUUGAGAUCAAAAGUUGUCCAUGAUUUAAUUCCAAGAGACAAGGAGAUUUUAAACCCAAAGAAAGAAGGGCCAUCAAACCAAUUGUCUUGUAACAGGUCUUGAGGAACCAAGAGAAGGAGAGCCAUCAGUAGUAACCCACGUGGUCGACCAGAAGAUGAUUCAAGACACCAAGCAGUCGAUCUUCCUUAAAGAAGCAAAACCGAUCAUAAAAGUAUCCCACCAAGGUAAGUGUCUAACACCACCUAGAGAUACUAU